AUUACACAUAUCUUUAUUGCAGAAACAUCAGCAUGCCUCCAAAGAGAAAAUGCUCAUGCAGGGAUCACGAUGAAUUAAGUACUUCGGAUUCUCCAGUGUCUUCCAUUGUCUCAAGCAAAAAGUUUAAAAAUUCUGCUUUAAACUAUUUGAAAGAUAAUAAUUUAUUACAAUCAUAUCAUAAAUACUUGUGUGAAGGUUGCUAUAUGUUUGCAUUAAACCAUGCCACCACAGCAAAGUAUUCUUUUAAAGAAUUUUGCUCAUUAAUUGAAAAUAAUGAUAUAGAACAGGAUGAUUUGAUUUUGUUGUCAAGAAGUUAUGCCAAGCUUAUUAAAAUAAGACUACGAGGAAUUAAGAGUGACUAUGUGUCAAAAAAUAUAGAGGGGCUGUUAUUUGAAAAUUUAUGGAGUGAUAUGGAUGUUGCUGUUAGGGAGUUCUUUCUAGAGUUUUGCGAAGAAGCAGCAAGUAAAAAUAAUUGUGCAAUUAAUGCUUAUGAAAAUCUUGUACAAUUGGCAAGUCCUUCCUACAUAGGGCCUUUAAAUUUUGCAAAAACAGUCAUAUCUUAUUUUGUAACAGGAAGCAGACAAUUAGUUGAGCUUAAUGCAGCGUUUUCACCUUCAGGCUCCUAUGUCACUGUGUUAGAAUUCCUCAAAUCCAAAGCUGUAAAUGAGCAAAAGGUACCAGAAUUGAAAGACUGUAUUUAUUUCUUUGAUAAUAAUCAAAUAAUGGCAAGAAACUGGAAUGUCAAAUAUGACUUAAAGCCACUGAUAAGUGUUGUAACAACAACUGCAUGUCUGAUACCACCAUGUGAAACUAAGAUACAAAAAAAUGAAUUGUUCAUCCCAGCUUCAUGGCAUUAUCUUCAGUCUAUAAAUGGCGGUGAAAUUAUUACCACAGAAAACAACAAGUUAUUUAGAGGUCAGCGUAAUGAAUAUAUACACCAUGUUAUUUCUGAAAUAAUGAAAACAAAUGAUGGACCUCCCCCACAUAAAUUGCGCAAAAUAACGGUUGAACCAGUUACCGGUCGAAGCACAUCUGAGUUGCGAGCCAUGAAAGAUCCCUAUGAUGACAUACCUUCUAACGUUUCUGGAAAAACCAACGUAUUAGUACUGAAACCUAUUCCAGUAAAUCCAUGUUCGUUUAAUUCCCUAGAAAUAGUUUUAGACACUAUCGUUGAGAAAAACAACAAAACCUGUCUAGCUAUUGGUUGCGAUGGUCUACCAUUCAAUUUAUGUUCUAAACUUAUUGACAAUAUAUUCAUAUGCCCGCACUGUGGAAUAAAAUUUACAAAGACAUUAGCAUUUGAAAAUCAUAUAGAAAAUGAAAAUAUAAACGUGGAUUUAGAAUUGUGCAAAAAAUAUAAAACCAUUCUACUGCUUCCUGGGUUUGGACACUUAGAUAUCAAUAUAACAAAAGCAUUAUAUAAACUGUUAUGGAAAGUUUGCAUCAAAGACCUUGCACUACUGUUAGGAUGGAAAUCUGUAAACGCGCUUACGGCAUGUGAAAAUUGUACAGAUCAUCAUAAAGCAACGCAAAUUUUAUCAAUCUUAUUUGAAAGCUUAUCAACGGAACUUCUGUCUCCAUUUAUUCAACACUGCAUUGAACAAAACGAACAACCAAAUAUUGAAAAUUUAUACAAAUACGUACCUAAUCAAAAUUCAAAUUACAUCUUUUUAUUUAAAUGUAACUUCACUUAUCCUUUGGCUUCGAAAAGUUUCAAAAAAGGAAUGAGAAGAGGGAAUUUCAAAAUUAUGAAAACGGCACUUGACAAACUAACAAAUCAUUUCUAUGGUAUAAACAUGACAAUCUAUAUGGACCUAUGGUUUAGAUUCGAAAACAUCCUGUUAAAAGCACCGCCCGAGAUUAAAUCAUUCAUUGAAGAAAACAUAUGUUUAUCACAGUCUGGACAUCCAAGUAAAGCCGAGGGCGGUGACUUCAUACUUGAGUCAACUAAUAAAAGGAUCAAGUCUUAUAUGCCAUAUGGUGUUCCCACUGAUGAGAGAUGGACAAGAGUUUGCCUCAAUAUUGAUAAUAUUGAAAAGGUUCGGUAUAUCACUUAAAAUAAUACUUAACCUAAUUAUUUAAACAUAGAAUGCAUAUAUAUUGAC
This is a messenger RNA of Ruditapes philippinarum (Manila clam), 2105 nucleotides long. RefSeq lists its product as uncharacterized. Bases 33 to 2057 code for a protein of 674 amino acids. The transcript has a single exon. The record is from RefSeq and is a predicted model, not a curated record. NCBI's taxonomy places the organism in Eukaryota, Metazoa, Mollusca, Bivalvia, Venerida, Veneridae.